AUGUAUGCAGCUUUCAUUUUUUCUCUGUUUUUUUUAUUGAAUUUCUUUCUUUUUUCUUUCUUUCUUUCUUUCUUUCUUUCUUUCUUUGAAACCGUCAACACUUUAACUGAGCCCUCCUUUCCACAAUAUUCUUUCUUUCUUUUUCUUUCUUUCUUUCUUUUUCUUUCUUUCUUUUUUUCUUUCUUUCUUUUUCUUUCUUUCUUUCUUUUUUCUUUUUUCUUUCUUUCUUUCCUUUUUUAUUUCUUUCUUUUAUUUUUUAUUUCCCUCUUUUCCACAAUAUUUUCUUUCUUUCUUUCUUUCCUUCUUUCUUUCUUUCUUUCUUUCUUUCUUUCUUUCUUUUCGUCUUAUUUUUCACUUGUACUAUUUAUGUUGGGUUCAUGCACUUCUUACACGAGGUACCCUAAUAAAGUAGCAGACCGAUGGGGUGCGCCACGAACGGUACGUACCCCAGAAAAUAUGGAACGCAUCAGAGAAUCUUUGCUGCGCAGUCCGAAUUGCUCUCCUCGAAGGCAUUCGACCGAACUUAUCGAUAAUCGUUUGCUGGCUCGCUAUCUAUCUAUCUAUCUAUCUAUCUAUCUAUCUAUCUAUCUAUCAUCAAUCUGUCGAAAUAUAUCUAUCUAUCUAUCUAUCUAUCCCCUUCAAUAUCCAUCAAUCUGUCUAUCUAAUCUUAUUCUCUUCGUCAUCUAUGUAUCUAAUCAUACUCUUCAAUUUUAUCUAAUACUCUUCAAUAUUAUCUAUCUAUCUAUCUAUCUAUCUAUCUAUCUAUCUAUCUAUCCUAUCUAUCGAAUUAUCUAUCAAAUUCAUCUUCAUCUAAUCUAUCUAUCUAUCAUUAUCUAUCUAUCUAUCGAAUCAUACAUCUAUUAA
This is a messenger RNA of Acanthosepion pharaonis, 864 nucleotides long. The record is from the annotation of a GenBank genome assembly. Lineage: Eukaryota; Metazoa; Mollusca; Cephalopoda; Sepiida; Sepiidae.